CCUUAAUUGAGGGAGGGGGGACGUUGGGUGAAUCCAGGCACCCCCCCGUCCCGUAUUAGAAAACCCGAGUGCCCGUUUGCUCUUUUUUUACGGUCGCGUCGCUUCUUCCAGAUGGACGACUCAAAAGCAGCCUCCCCAGUCAAACAGCAACAGCAGGACCACCCCUCAGACGAAGACGGGUCCUCCUCCUCCUCCAUGGCUGCUGCCCUCGUUGCCACCCCUCUCGUCCCUCCCACCGCAAACCCCGUCGGCGUCAACAAACGCUACAGACCUGCCCCGGCGAAGACCUUCCAGUGCAGAGGCUAUGGCGACUGUCGAAUGGUCUUCAGCCGAAGCGAGCAUCUUGCCAGGCACAUCAGGAAACACACCGGCGAACGCCCCUUUACUUGCCACUGCUCAAAACAAUUCUCCCGUCUCGACAAUCUCCGCCAGCACGCCCAGACCGUCCAUGCCGAUAAGCAGGAUCAAAACGAACGUAUGAUGCGAGACCUCACCUCUUUGCACGCUUCCAUGGCUGCCGCUAACAAAGCCGGCCAGAACAGAGGCAAACGCUCCCAGACGGCCCUCAACCAACCCUCCGCCUCUGCUGCCGCCUCUUCGUCCGCCUCAAUCUCCCAACACGACCCUAUCAAAGAGGAAGAAGACUUUGUCCCUCCGCUCCACUACCGUCCCGGUACCAGCACUGGAUACGAAGGUACCGACACUCUCAUGUAUACCGACUCUUGGAGCACGGACGCCGGUUGGACUUCGUCCCAUCCGCGGCCUCCUAACAACCAUUCCUUUCGUGACUCCAGCCAGUCCUUUCGUGUCCCCCCCGCAUCCUCUGCUUCCACAUUCUACCACCAGCACCAGUCCUUUCUCCCCAUCUCCUCCGGCACCACCUCCUUCAGCUUCACUGUCCCCCCAUCACGCGAUGCCAGCCGCCCACCAACUGCAGGCGCUACCUCGACAUCAUCAACAGCCGAACCAUCAUCCGCUUCUCGAUCCCUCCCGCCACUCGCAGCAGUCGUCUCCGCAUCCAUCCCCCAUCUAUCAUCCCAACAACCCCCACCAACCACAACAUCAACACCCACACAACACGUACUUCCCUUACCUUCGUCUACAUUCCCAAGAAGACCUCACACCGCAGGUCGCCCAGGCACAGCUCCAGCAGCCUUCUUUGGCCCAUCAAAACCUGCUUACCCUGGAGGACCUGGAUUGGCCCAUCAACACUCAGAGCUUCCCCUUCCAAGCUAUGGACGUAGCACAGAAUUGGCAGCAGCAGCAGUCGCGACAUCCGGAUCUUACCACUACCGGAACAACGUCCCCUUCGGCCCAGCAGCAACAGCCUCAUAUGAGGCAGAACCUGCAUCACCUACAGCAGCUGCCUACAACGACUCACCAUUUUCCUUCCAGCCUCCGCCACUCUCCGAAUCCACACCCUCCAACCUCAGAAAACGACCUUUCUCCGGACUCGACCAUGAUGACUCAUCUCCGCCACCAGCAACAACGUCACGUCGGGAACUCCCCGUCACCGUACUCCCAGGAUCAUCGUCCUCAUCUGCAGGACCUACAACAACUGACUAUGACUAUGGCUCCGAGUCACGCCCUCAGUCUCGACGACUCACCGUCAUGGAACUCUGCAAUGACGCCGAUGUCCAUGUCGAUGGAGGAGCUCGCCCAUUUUUACCGUCAGCAGGGAAUGGCAAUCCACCAAUCGGUGGAGGGGGAGGAGCUUCGAGGCCAAAUACAUCCUCCGGAUUGUGCUCUUCCGCAUCUGCCCUCGCACUCGUCGACCGAUCUCCAUCUACACCCUCCACAGUCGUCGGAGCAGCAGCAGCAGCAGCACCAUCCCCUGCAUCCACACCUCCAAGCGCGGCUGCAACAGCAGCAUCAACUAUACGCGCAGGAACUCAGACGACAGCAGUUGCAGCAGCUACAUCACCAGCAACAUCCUCUACCACCAGUGGGCAGGCGUCUUUCGGGUUCGGUGGCUUCAUCCCCGGAGGAGGGAGUGGAGCUGGACCAAGCGGAACAACAGGAGGGGGAGGGGUAUCUGCGAGCGUUCGGAGGGAGUUCAGUGCCUCACCUUCACCCGGCGGUACAACAGGGCUAUUUCCAGCCACCUCCGCAACCUCCGCAGCAGCAGCUACACCGUCUCCACCACCCGCAUGGAGCUCAUCCCCGUUAUCGAGGCGAGGAGACCCGGAGUAUCAGUACGGGUUCAAACCACAGUUCAGGGAGUACGUCGGGUCGGCCCAACAGUCGUACCACCAUCAACAGUUCGGAGGGGGACAUGAGCAACAACAGCGUGAACGGGAGCAGCACCGCGAACGCGAACGGGAGACACGAGGAUCACCUACAGUCACGAAUGCAUAUUCCUCAGCGGCAGUUGGAAUGAAGGCUUGACUGAGGCGGUGUUUUGGUUUCGCGAUAUCGGACGUUUUGUUUCCCCUCGGACGUUAACGGUAUGCAUGUCUUAAUGUGUUGUUUUAUUCUUUGGGUUACAGGAUCGGUGACCUUUUUUUUUUUUUUUUCUUUU
Messenger RNA from Pisolithus orientalis, 2521 nucleotides. RefSeq lists its product as uncharacterized. Gene Ontology annotation, molecular function: DNA-binding transcription factor activity, RNA polymerase II-specific; RNA polymerase II cis-regulatory region sequence-specific DNA binding. Gene Ontology annotation, biological process: regulation of transcription by RNA polymerase II. The transcript has 2 exons. Lineage: Eukaryota; Fungi; Basidiomycota; Agaricomycetes; Boletales; Pisolithaceae. Bases 112 to 2388 code for a protein of 758 amino acids. The record is from RefSeq and is a predicted model, not a curated record.